AUGAUGUUACCUGCGAGUACAAUAGGCACAUCCUCGGGUAAUGGAACAAGCCCAUAUGACGCUACGGAUAAAAUUGCAACCAUAUCGUUGAGUGAUGGCACGGAUGUGGCGACACGCGGUCAACGUAACUUUUACGACGGUCGUGCGACGGGUAGUCCCGUGAAGAAAACGUUGUUCCAUAACAUAUGUAACAAGUUAAAACUCAAGGUGCACGUCAAGAAUCCAGGACCUGUGAAGAGGAAGCCUCAGGCUGGAACAGCGCAGAACAAACUGAAGGAACUUUGUCAGAAAUUGAAAAGUUGUAAAAUGGGGAGAAGAGCAUGGAUAAAGCUUAUAGUAGUACUCUCAGUCCUGUAUCCAUUCCUUAUUUCCUCCUUAGGACAAACCACGCUUGAUGCCGCGUUAAAGGGGAUCUUUAUGUUAAAUCCAACAGCUCUUAGUUUCCUUCCUGGGCUUGCACCUUUCAUACUAUUUGUAAUUAUCUAUUUGUGUGUGCUACUAUGUUUCUGCCGCUCCAAAACAGCGAAAUGUUUAUUGGAUAAAAUGUGGAAGAAGAAGGAGAAGGAGGAAGCUCCCGCAGAAACGAAAAACAACGAAGGAAAAACAAAUAAGGAAUCGAAAAAAGACUAA
Messenger RNA from Plasmodium fragile, 630 nucleotides. RefSeq lists its product as uncharacterized. NCBI's taxonomy places the organism in Eukaryota, Apicomplexa, Aconoidasida, Haemosporida, Plasmodiidae. Bases 1 to 630 code for a protein of 209 amino acids. The record is from RefSeq and is a predicted model, not a curated record. The transcript has 2 exons.